AUGGCUGAUAAUCGAUUUUCAACUCGAACUUUUGAAAAUUCAAAUUUUAACCGUAACAAUGGAAAUACAAAUAACUUUCAUUUCGACAAUAACUAUAACGAAAGCAAUCAUUCUGAACAAUAUAUUCCACAUGUUUCUGAUGAUUGGGAUGUUGAAACUCGUGAAAAUGAACAAACUAAUACAAAACAAUGGUCACAAUCAGCAUAUCACUCGAAAGAUAGUAAUUCUACUCGUUCUUUUCCAGAUGUAACACGCUCAUUAAAUCAACUGAAUCGUAGUAAUAAUAGUAAUUUUGGAGCAAGAAUUUCACAGGAUUAUGUAAUUCAUACGAAUGAUGUACCUCGUUUGAUUGGUAAAGGUGGUGAAACAAUUAAGCAAAUACAACGCGAAUAUGAUGUACAGAUUAAAGUUUCAAAUGCUCGUGAAAAUCAAUGGGCUGAUGUAAUUAUAUCAGGGUCAAAUGGUCAAACUAUAAGAAAUGCUUAUGAUCAUAUUACUCAUCAUAUAGGUACUAUGAAAGAGAAAAAUGAAUUUUCUCAAUCAAAACCAUUGUUUGAUACAGAAUCGAACAAACAUAAUGCAAAUACAUUUUCAUUUUCAACAUCAAAUGGAAAUAGUUCACGAGACACAAAUAGUUUUUCUUCGUCGACAAAUCAAAACAAUUUUCGAAAUGAUAAUAAUACUUAUUUUCAUAGUGCUAAUCGUGGUUUCAAUGAUUGUAACAGAGCAUUUACAGGUUCAUCAAACAAUCGAGAUGCCAAGCAAUCUUCAUUUUCUCGUUCUCAAUUUGGAAAAUCAUCAAAUCGUCGUUGUGCUCCAGCUGGUGUUGAAGACGAUGACUAUGAUGCAUUGUUUGGUUCCGAUGAAGAAAAAUCAAAUGAUGUCAAAGUCAAACAAGAUAAAUAUAAUGUUACUUCUGCUUGUCCUCCAGCUUCCAUAUGGAAUAUAAAUAAUACUGAUCCAACUAAACGUGUCGAUUGGGCAAAAAUGCGUCGUACUGAUACAGCAAAUGACAUGUCGAAAUGGAAAGAGUUUCCACCAGUUAUUAAGGAAUUUUAUCAAGAAUUGCCUGAUAUAGCUCAAAUGUCCAUUGAAGAUGUUCAAGCAUUACGUGCUGAAAAAAAUAAUAUUGUUGUUUCGUGGUUUGAUUCAUCAACGAAAGAUAAUCAUGAACCAAAUUCUAAUUGUAAAUUAAGUAUUCCAAAUCCUAUCUACGAAUUCGCUCAUUCUUUUCAUAAUUACGGUGAUAUCAUGAAUGAAAUAGCUAAACAAGGUUUUGUUGAACCGUCACCUAUACAAUGUCAAGCAUGGCCCAUUGCUUUAAAAGGUUAUGAUUUCAUUGGUAUUGCACAGACUGGUACUGGAAAAACACUUGCAUUUCUCUUGCCCGCUCUUAUUCAUAUUGAUAAUCAACCAAAAUGUAAGCCUGCAAUACAAGGUCCUAAAGCAUUGAUUCUUUCACCAACACGUGAGUUAGCAAUUCAAAUUCAUCAAGAAGUACAAAAAUAUAGCUAUCGUGGUAUUCGAAGUGCUGUAAUUUAUGGCGGUAGUAGUCGUAAAAAUCAAAUAUUUCAAUGUGAAUCUGGUGUUGAAAUUAUCAUUGCAACACCUGGUCGUCUCAAUGAUCUGGUCAUGAGUAAUGUUAUCGAUCUUCGAUCUGUUACUUUUUUGGUACUUGAUGAAGCCGAUCGUAUGUUAGAUAUGGGUUUUGAACCACAAAUUGUUAAAAUACUUCUGGAUAUAAGACCUGAUCGACAAACAAUUAUGACCAGUGCAACUUGGCCUGAAGAUGUACGACGUAUUGCUGCACGCUACAUGCGUAAUCCUAUUCAAAUAUAUGUUGGAACACUAGAUCUAGCGGCUGUACACAGUGUUCGACAAGAUAUUGAAAUUGCUAAAGAAGAAGAAAAAUUUGAUCUACUAUUGGAUUUUAUUGGUCGUAUGGAUGCAGAAGAUAAAAUGAUUGUUUUCGUUGAUCGGAAAUCAACAGCUGAUGCUAUUUCAAGUGAACUUAUUCGAAAGCAUAUCUCUUGUCAAUCCAUUCACGGGGAUCGCGAGCAAUCUGAUCGUGAGCAAGCUCUUGAAGAUUUGAAAUUAGGCACUGUGAGCAUUCUUAUUGCUACUGAUGUAGCUUCACGUGGCUUAGAUAUUCAAGAUAUAACAGUUGUCUUUAAUUAUGAUUUACCAAAAUCAAUGGAAGAUUAUGUUCAUCGUGUUGGACGAACUGGUCGUGCUGGUAAAACAGGGUAUGCUAUUUCAUUAGUUACUCGAGAAAAUUGGGGUAGUGCUGGUCGUCUUAUAAAAAUUUUAGAAGAAGCUGGACAAAAUGUACCAGGCGAAUUACGAGAAAUGGCAGAGCGCUUCAAAACAAUGCAAGAUCGAAAACGUGAUUUUCCCGGUGCUCGUAAUCGUUAUGGUAAUCGUGAUAAUGAUGGAGAGGGUCGAUUUUUUGGUUUAGGCUCUUUCAACUCACGAGGUGGUCGGAAUGGACGAGAUCGUGAAAAACCACCAGUCAUGAAUUCGGGUUGGACUUUUUCUUCUUAG
Rotaria socialis is the source of this 2544-nucleotide messenger RNA. The record is from the annotation of a GenBank genome assembly. Lineage: Eukaryota; Metazoa; Rotifera; Eurotatoria; Philodinida; Philodinidae.